This is a messenger RNA of Loa loa (African eye worm), 888 nucleotides long. RefSeq names its product nematode cuticle collagen domain-containing protein. The transcript is spliced from 4 exons. Lineage: Eukaryota; Metazoa; Nematoda; Chromadorea; Rhabditida; Onchocercidae. Gene Ontology annotation, molecular function: structural constituent of cuticle. The coding region runs from base 1 to 888 and encodes 295 amino acids. The record is from RefSeq and is a predicted model, not a curated record.
AUGAAUGCCAAGAUUUUCAUUGCUGUCACCAUAACAAUUAGCGCAUGCGCAACUAUCGUGACAUUAUUUGUUGUUGUCGCAUUGUUUAAUGAUAUGAAUGCACUAUAUGAAGAUGUCAUGGACGAACUCCAUGAUUUUAAGGUGAUAGUUGAUGAUGCAUGGUAUACCAUUCGUUUACUGCAUACUUAUCCGUCCGGUAAAGCGCAAAUUACACCAAGCUAUGCUAAAUUAUUUGAUCGUCAUAAACGACAACUUGAUUCGGAAGGUUGCAAAUGCGGUCCUUCUGCGAACGAUUGUCUGCAAGGACCACCUGGACCACGAGGUGAUGAAGGUUGGAAGGGUUAUGAUGGGAUACCAGGAGAGGAUGGCCAUAAUGGUAUACCAGGCAUUAUUAUCAUGACCAGCCAUGGAAUAUCUACCGAUUGCAUUCAUUGUCCACCUGGUCCACCAGGACGACCCGGACUUCCCGGUUCUCCUGGUGAUAGCGGGCCAAUGGGACGCAACGGUAGUGCUGGACCACCGGGAAAAACAGGUGCGCCAGGUAGACGAGGAGAUGCAGGACAGUUUGGACCAGCUGGUGUUCUUGGAAAAUCAGGGGAACCCGGCCCACCAGGACGAGAUGGUACAUAUGAAAGAGGUGUAAUGGGCCAAAAAGGUCCAAGUGGACAACGUGGUUUAUCUGGUCCUCCAGGUAGGAAUGGUAGUGACGGCCCUCAUGGUUCUCCUGGUAAACCUGGUUUGCCAGGAAAUUUUGGUACUCCUGGACACAAGGGCAAAGAUGGACGUCCAGGAACGGUUGGAUCACCUGGAUUACCUGGUCCAGAUGCUCACUACUGUCCAUGUCCAUUGCCAACCUUAUCGUUACUACUACUAUCCAAAAAGGUAUAA